Molecule: messenger RNA, 1452 nt
Organism: Xenopus laevis (African clawed frog)
Lineage: Eukaryota; Metazoa; Chordata; Amphibia; Anura; Pipidae
Gene: lrat.L
Product: lecithin retinol acyltransferase L homeolog
Exons: 2
Coding region: 43-732 (229 amino acids)
Biological process (GO): retinol metabolic process; vitamin A metabolic process
Cellular component (GO): rough endoplasmic reticulum
Molecular function (GO): phosphatidylcholine-retinol O-acyltransferase activity
Source: RefSeq, a predicted model, not a curated record
UAGUUUGCCUUCAUUUAAGCACCAACCAACUUGGCUACCAAGAUGAAAAAUCCAGUGCUGACUUUGCUGUUUUUAUUCUGGGACAGAAUUUUAUAUUUUAUGACAUUUAAACCGAAUGCCCAAGAAUCUUCCAAAGAGGCUAAAAAUGCCAACAGUUAUGAAGUGUCUCUCUUAAAAAAUGGUGACCUUCUGGAAGUUCCAAGGACUCUAUUUGUUCAUUUUGGCAUUUAUUUGGGAGAUAACAAGGUUGCCCAUUUAAUGCCGGAUAUUCUUCCGGCUUUUACUUCAGACAAGUCUCACAUUCAGCAAGUUGUGACAAACAAAAGGCUUAUAAUGGGUGUCAUUGCUAAAAUGGCUAGUGUUAGAGUGGACUCUGUGCAGGAUUUCGCCUACGGUGGAACCAUCAUAAUUAACCACAUGGAUCACAGAGUUACCAGUAAGCCUCUACCUACUGAUGAAAUAGUGAAGCGAGCUGAGAAACUAGUUGGCGUUACAGAAUAUAGCCUCCUGUGGGACAACUGUGAGCAUUUUGUAAAUGACUGCAGAUAUGGCGUCCCUGUGAGCUUUCAGACUGAUCAGUUCUGUGAGACAGUAAAGAAGAUUAUUCGAGAUCGGAGAAGCAUUUUACUUUCUGCUGCUAUUGGGAUGGCAUCUGUACUUUGUAUGGGCUUUGGACUUUGCACCAUCCUUCCCAGUUUCUUCAUUACCUUUACAUUGUGGAUGGCCAGCUAACCAUACAGGACUGCAACAUACAAGCAAUGUCCAUGUUUCAGAGAGUAUAUAGUGGGCUGCCAGAAUAGUAUUGACUUAAAGGUCCUGUUGACAGUGCCUGGUCUUGUCCCACCCAAGCAAUACCAUAAUCAAUGUGUGGAAGAAAAGAGUACGACGUUCUGUGUACAAAAAUAGUUCACUCAUUCAGUGCUACCAUUACCAUGUUUAUCAUAUUUACAUUGGUUAAAUAUGAUCACUUUUUAAGCUAGUUGUCUUUUAUUUUAUUAGAAGUGAACAGUUCCAGUAUUAUUGGCAACAGCAAUACUGCUGACACUUUAACGCCACAGAACACCAUGUGAAAGAGAUAUACUGUAUAGUAUUAACUGCUAUGUUAUAUUGCUCUUUUUUUUAUCCGACACAGCUUUAUUAGUAUGGCCCACAAUCUGCUGCUUUUGUGAGUGACAGAGGCUUACAAACAGUACAGUCUGAGAACCUUAAAAAAAAGUGGGAAUUAAAGAUAAAUAAAUCAAAACCUGUUACAAAGCAAGCUGUUAGUGAGAGUUCCAGACAGUACUGAAUUAUACCUUAUGGACAAAGCCAAACCAUUUACAGCAUGUUUCUUUGAAAUGAAUUGCAUUUGGAUGUAUGUCUGUCUUUAUUUAUAGAGCACUACUGGUAUACACAGUAAUAAUGUACAGGGGACAAACACUGCAAUAAAUAAAUAUGUAUAUAUACAUACAA